AUGAUAAUUUUCCAACAAUAUCAUUUGUUCGUAACACCACAAAAACAACGAUUACGAUUAUCAUUAUCAUUAAUAUUGCUAUUAUUACUACAACAAAAUGUUGUAACUGCAACAAUUUUUACGGAUAAUAAUACUACUACCAUUACUGAUACUGCUGUUUCAAUAUCAUCGAUAAUUAGUGCUACAAUUAUCAGUACUACUACAACAACAAUAACUACUACUACUGCUACUAUUACUAUUACUACUCAACAAGAAAAUGGUUUGAAAAAUGUGACUGAUGCAAAAUAUACAGUAUCAGAUAUUGGUUUAGAAUGUGCACAAGGAUGGGAAAAGUGCAGAUCAAAAUGCUUUCGGGUGUAUACGAUUGAACGAUCAUGGCCACAAGCAUUAUUAUUUUGUUCUAGGUAUGGAAGUCAACUUGCUCGCAUCGAAUCAUUCGGCGAAAAUAGCUUUUUACAUCGUUUAGUCAAUCGGCAACAAAAAAAUCUUCCAAUAAAUCGUAACGAAUUUUGGAUUGGUGUUGUUGCACAACAAACGGAAGAUGAAAAUGCAUUUUUUUUAUGGUCUGAUGGUACCGUAAUAUCACGUUAUGUUGGUUUUUGGAAUGAUGGACAACCGGAUUACAGAACUGGGACUUGUGCAAAAGUGUCGAUCACAACAACUAACGAACUACGUUGGAGUUUAGAAAUGUGCAAUACACUAUUACCAUUUAUAUGCGUAUUACCUGCAUGUAUAAAAGGUUCAUUUUUUUGUCAAAAUGGCAAAUGUGUACCACAUUCAGCUCAUUGUGAUGGUAUUAAUGAUUGCGGUGAUUACAGUGAUGAAUUCAAUUGUCCAGCAUCACCAAAAGUGAUCACAUGUUUGAAAUAUGAAAAAGGUGAAUCAGGUAAAAUACAAUCACCAAAUUUUCCAUCGCCAUAUAAUGCCAAUGCGAAUUGUCGUUGGGUUGUUGAAGGACCAAUCAAUUCACGAAUUUAUAUAACAUUUGAUGCAUUUGAAACGGAAGAAUAUGAAGAUUUUGUUACAAUUUUGGAUGGUGGUCCAGCGGAAAAUUCAUCCGUUGUUAUGGCUAUACUUUCUGGAUCAAAAAAGCCUGAAACAUUAAUUUCAAGUACCAAUGUAAUGGUCGUAAGAUUUAGCAGUGAUACACAAAUUCAAGCACGUGGAUUUGAAGCAAAUUGGCGAGCUACAAGCAUAUCAUGUGGUGGUAUUUUGAAGGCUCAACCAUAUGGGCAAAUAUUUACUAGCCCAGAUUAUCCAAAAAAUUAUCCCAGUGGUGUUGAAUGCGUGUGGAAAAUUGAUGCUGAUCCAGGACAGCUUAUUUCACUUGAUAUUGAAGAACUUGAUUUAGAAAGAGCUAAUGAUUUCUUGCAAAUUUACGAUGGUGGUACACCGUUAGCACCAAUAUUAGCACGUUUGACUGGAACAUUUUCAAAUCCACAAUUAAUUAUUUCAACUCAAUCACAAUUGUACAUUUAUUUUUAUUCAAACUUUGCCCGAAAUGGACGAGGAUUUAGUAUAACAUAUAAGCGUGGAUGCUCAAAUCGUAUUCGUCUUGAUAAAGGAAUUAUAACAUCACCCGGUUACACUCGAAUAUCAUAUCCAAAUUCUCAGAGAUGCAUUUAUACUGUAGAAUUACCGGAUAGAAAUUCGGAACAGCCAACAGCAUUUGCUAUUAAUAGUUUUGAUGUUGCGGAAGAUGAUCGUUUAAUGAUGUUUGAAGAGGUUGAAGGUGGUCGUGCUUUACAUCCAGGUGAUGGUUUUUCGGCAAUUUCACGACCACCAAAAAGUAUUUUUGCACAGACCGGAAUUGUUCAAAUUGUUUUCACUACUAAUUCAAUUAGAAAUGGUCUUGGAUGGAAUAUUACUUUCUCUACAAAUUGUCCACCAUUACAAACACCAAAACUUGUAUCAUUGUCAACAAAAGCAUCAGCAUUUGGCACAAAAGUAACUGCAUCAUGUCCACGUGGCUAUGAAUUUCGUACAGGACGUGGACAAAUGUUUGAUAUAACUUGUCAGUUAGGUGGAAAAUGGACUGAAGAUCAUAUUCCAGAUUGUCAACCUGUUUAUUGUUCGACUGUUCCACAAAUUGCUAAUGGAUUUGCAUCAUCAGCAACAAAUGUUUCAUAUGGUGGAUCAGCAAAGUAUACAUGUUAUGAUGGUUUUGAUUUUUCUACCGGUAAAGAUUCAGGUGAAAUUUAUUGUACCGAUGAAGGACGAUGGACAUUAACACCAUCUUGUAAAGCAAUGACUUGUCCUGCAUUGGCACCAUUUUUAAAUGGUGAAAGAAUAUUGGAAUUUGGUGAUGGUACAGGUUACGGUACUGUAUUUCGAUUUGAAUGUACUGCUGGAUUUCGACGAAUCGGUGCUGCAACACUUCUCUGUCUUUCCACUGGUGAAUGGUCAUUUGCUCAACCAUAUUGCAAAAAAUUAACAUGUACAAAUGUACCAUUAAUAACAAAUGGUGUUGUUGUAACGGGUGAACGAUUUGAAUUUGGUGAUUUGGCACGUGUUGAAUGUCAACCAGGAUUUCGAACUGUUGGAGCUGAUUCAUUAAAAUGUCUUGCAAAUCAAACACUUAGUGAUGUACCAGAAUGUCAGGAUAUUGAUGAAUGUGCCGAAGGAUCGGCUAUUUGUAGCAUUCAGAGUACAAAAUGUAUUAAUAUGCCGGGUGGUUAUCAUUGUCAAUGUCUUUCCGGAUUUCAAGCACAAUUAUCAUGUAAUACAGCUUCAGUUCUUAAUUCACUUUCUGCUGAAGGAAGCAGCGAAAUGGAUGGUUUUCGUGCUGAAGAUUAUGCAACAACUGGCUGGUGCGCAAAUCCUAAUGAUAGUAAUCGAAAAAUUACAUUUGUUUUUGCUGUACCAAAAGUUAUCGAACGAAUACGUAUUGAAAAAACAACAAAUGGUGCAUAUCCAAUUGUUAUCAGUUUAAAAUAUUCAAAUCGUACUGGCGUCCCACUAAUACCAUUUGUUGCUGCUAAUAUAACCAAAUUGAUAACACGAAAUGUUGCGAUUGUUGGUGGUGAGUUACUCGUUUUACCGCAAGCAAUAGAAGUUCGCGUAUUAGAACUUACAAUUGAAGAAUUUUUCAAUAAUGCAUGUAUGAAAUUGGAUAUUCUUGGCUGCCAUAAAACUAAUUGUUUUGAUGUGAACGAAUGUGAACAAAAUAACGGUAAUUGUGAACAAAUAUGUAUCAAUUCACAAGGAUCAUAUCGCUGUGCAUGUGAAAUUGGUUUUGAUUUACUUACUGAAGAUGGACAGGGUGGUGUUCAUAUAAAGGAUGGUGAAACAGGUUUAAAUGCAUUAGAUGUUAUUCGAUAUAAUCAAACAUGUGUGCCACGAUUAUGUGCUAAUUUAUCAUCGCCAAAAAAUGGUUUACUUCUUUCAACUGCGAAAACAUUCCAUUAUCCGAUGAUUAUACAAUUUCAAUGUGAUUUUGCAUAUCAAAUGAUGGGUGCAAGCCAUUUGAAAUGUAUGCAAGAUGGUAGUUGGAAUGGUACAGCACCACUUUGUCUUCCAGCAACAUGUCAAGGUGUGCGUAAUAAUUCUGCAAUUGGUUUAUUUGUUGCACCUGAAAACAGUACCAUUGCAUAUGGACGUAAUGUAUCAAUUGUUUGUAGUCAACAAAACAGGCCAGCAAGUAGUUCAUUAUUAUCGUCAUUUCGCCAAUGUAUUUAUGAUCCACAAGAAGAUGGUCGUGAUUACUGGUUAUCAGGACCAGAAAUUGAUUGUCCAUUGGUAGACUGUGGACCACCACCAUCACUUGCUGGUGCAAUUUACGAAGGCGAUGACUACUCAUACAAAGUAGGAUCAGCAUUUACAUUCAGUUGUAGACCACCAUAUAGUUUAAUUGGUAAAUCAAGUUAUGAUGAUCGAACUAUUCGAUGUAAUGUAGAUGGUAAUUGGGAUCUUGGUGAUUUAAGAUGUGAAGGACCAGUUUGUGUUGAUCCCGGUUUUCCGGAUGAUGGACAAAUUCAAUUAGAAUCAGUGGAAGAAGGUGCACAAGCAAAAUUUACCUGUAAUAGAGCUGGCUAUAAGCCAUUUCCAUCUGAUACAAUUAAUUGCACACUUGGAACAGCAUGUGUCUUAGCGGAAGAUGUUGGAAUUUCAUCCGGUUUUAUACCGGACGGCGCUUUUGCUGAUAAUUCUGAUUCGACCACCUGGGGUUAUGAACCGCAUAAGGCUCGAUUAUCAUCAACUGGUUGGUGUGGUUCUAAGGAUGCAUUUAUUUUUCUUUCUGUUGAUUUACAACGUAUUUACACGUUAACAACAUUACGUAUGGCUGGUGUUGCUGGUAGUGGUCAUUUACGUGGUCAUAUUACUAAAAUGCAAUUAUUUUAUAAAGUUCAAUAUAGUCAAAAUUAUGAUACAUAUCCAAUUGAAUUUGAAACACCAUCCGGAAAUCACAAUGCAAUGCAUCAGUUUGAAUUAAAUCCACCAUUACGUGCACGUUACAUUCUUCUUGGUGUCACCGAAUAUGAACAAAAUCCUUGUAUUCGUUUUGAUAUGCAAGGUUGUUUAGCACCACUUUCAAUUGCUCAUGAAAUUCCUUCUCAUUUACAGGUCGGUUGGAAUGCAUCUGUACCACAGUGUGUCGAUAGUGAAUCACCAACAUUUCAUAAUUGUCCAACAAAUCCAAUUUAUAUUCUAACAGAUGAUAAUGGGCAACUUUUACCAGCUACAUAUGAAAUACCAACUGCAGCUGAUAAUUCCGGUUCCGUAGCAUAUAUACGUGUAACACCGGAUGGUUUUGAACCACCAAAAAUGAUAACAAAUGAUAUGGAUAUUAUUUACGUAGCAUUUGAUGAUGCUGGUAAUGCAGCUGAAUGUACUGUACAACUUCGAAUACCUGAUACACAACCACCGGUGAUGAAAUGUCCUGAUUCAUAUAUUGUUCCUGCUAAUGAUGGAGAAUUUGAAAAAUUGAUUAGAUUUAAUGAAAGUACCGUACAUAUGGUAAUUCAGGAUACAUCAAAUAUUACGGAUGUAACAUUUGAGCCAUCUGAGGCUUUACUUACUCUUAGUUCACAUGUUACAGUUGAAGUUAUUGCUACUGAUAGUGCAUCAAAUCGAAAUAAAUGCAAAUUUCAAGUGUCACUUCAACCAAAACCAUGUUCAUCAUGGUCAUUAAUUGGUGAAGAAAAUGUUGAAAAAGAAUGUCAAAUAAAAGGUGCAACGACAAUUUGCUCUGCUAAAUGUGCUAGAAAAUUUACAUUUGUUAAUGGUAAAAAUGGUACACGACAAUUUACAUGUACCAAUGGUAUUUGGUCACCAUCAAAUGUGAUACCUGCUUGUGUACCAAUUGCAUUGGAACCAGCUCGUUAUGAAUUAACUGUCAGUAUUGAUUAUGCUACUUUAACACCUGUUGGCAAUGACUGUUUAAAGGGUUAUUCGGAAUAUGUUGGUACAUUUUUCAAUAACUUAGAUGCAACCUUAUCACAACGUUGUUCAUCAUCUAUUGAAGUAUUUGUACGUUUCUUGGAUGUUAAAUUUAUUAAUACAGUAAACGGUGUCACAGCUAAUUAUACUAUUCAAAUACUUCCAACUGUUUUACAAAAUGUUUUCUAUGAAUUAUGCGGUUUAACAUUGCGAACAAUUUUUGAUUUACGAAUACCAGGUGUUACUGUACCUGUUCAAAAUCUUCUUUAUGUAAAUGGUGAAACAAUUGCAACACAAUCAGUUGGUUGUCCAUCAAUGAAUGCAACAAAAACAGUGGUUGUUCAAGGCUUUGGAUGUGCUGAUGGUGAAGUAUUACGUGAGGGCAAUGCCGAAACAUUACCUGAAUGCUUGCAAUGUCCAAAAGGUACAGUUCAUAUUAAUAAUACCUGUGAAUUAUGUCCAGCAGGAAGUUAUCAGGAUGAAGUAGCUCAAAUAACUUGUAAACCAUGUCCGGAACAAACUUUUACACAAUUUCCUGGAUCUCAAACAUUUAAUGCCUGUCUUCCUAUCUGUGGAAAUGGUAUGUAUAGUGAAACCGGUUUAAUUCCAUGUCAGUUAUGUCCACGGCAUACUUUUGCUGGUCCUCCAAUAUUUGGUGGUUAUAAGCAAUGUGAACAAUGUCCACAAGGUUCAUAUACAGCAAAAUUAGGCUCUACUGGUCCAUCACAAUGUAAACUUCCUUGUCCAGCUGGACAUUUCUCGUUGACAGGUUUAGAACCAUGCUCACCAUGUCCUAUUAAUUGGUAUCAACCUGUACUUGGACAACAAAGAUGUAUAGAAUGUCACAAUGAUACAAUAACACGAGAUGUGGGUACAAUUGAAGGAACAGAUUGUAUGCCAGUUGAUUGCUCAGCUGUGAAAUGUGAAAAUAAGGGUACCUGUAUGGUAGAUAAUCAUAAAGCACUUUGCUUUUGUCGUCCUGGAUUUACCGGUAAAUAUUGUGAAGAACAAAUGCCAUUAUGUAAUACACAACCAUGUUUUAAUGAAGGAAUUUGUGAAACAGCAGCUGGUACAUUUCGUUGUAUAUGUGCACAAAAUUAUACGGGGAGUAGAUGCCAAUUUGGUCCUGAUGAAUGUAUCGGAAUGAGUUGUCCAAACGGAGGUGUAUGUCAUGAUUUACCUGGAUUAGGAACAACAAAGUGUAUUUGCAGAACCGGAUUUACUGGUCCGGAUUGCUCACAAAUUGUUGAUCCAUGUUUUAUGGAUAAUCCAUGCAAACAUGGCGCUGAUUGUGUACCAUUACAAUUGGGACGAUUUAAAUGCAAAUGUUUACCGGGAUGGACCGGACCAACAUGUUCAAUCAAUAUUAAUGAUUGCGCAGAAAAUCCAUGUGCAAUGAAUGCAACUUGCACCGAUCUUGUCAAUGAUUUUCGUUGUGAAUGUCCACCUGGAUUUACCGGUAAACGAUGCCAUGAAAAAAUUAACCUUUGUGCACAAAAUCCAUGCAUUAAUGGUUUAUGUGUUGAUAUGUUGCAUACACAACGUUGUAUAUGUGAACCGGGUUGGACAGGUGAAAUUUGUGAUAUUAAAAUUGAUCAAUGCGCUUCACAUCCAUGCUUAAAUGGUGCUACAUGUAAAGAUCAGAUUGAUGGAUUCAUCUGCCAGUGUGCACCGGGAUUUCAUGGUUUCCUUUGUCAACAUAUGACCGACCAUUGCGCUUCAUCACCAUGUAGAAAUCAUGCGACAUGUAUAAAUCAAGGAGCGCAAUACUUGUGUGAAUGUUCACUAGGUUUUGAAGGUGCACAUUGUGAACAUAAUAGAAAUGAAUGUGAUUUAUUACAUAAAUGUUCUCAAGAAGGUACUGAACUUUGUGAAGAUUUAAUAAAUGGCUAUAAAUGUAAUUGUCGUCAUGGUUAUACUGGUGAAUUAUGUGAGAUUCAUAUUGAUCAAUGUGCAUCUGAACCAUGUCUUAAUAAUGGUACAUGUGUUGAUACCGGUUCACAAUUUCGAUGCGACUGUCCACGAGGUUGGAAAGGUAAUCGAUGUGAGGAGGAGGAUGGAUUAUGCGCAUUAAAUCCAUGUCAUAAUGAUGCGCAUUGUGUUAAUCUUGUCGCUGAUUAUUUUUGUGUUUGUCCGGAAGGUGUUAGCGGUAAAGAUUGUGAAAUUGCACCAAAUCGUUGCUUAGGUGAACCAUGUCAUAAUGGUGGUGUUUGUGGUGAUUUUGGUUCACAUUUGGAAUGCACCUGUCCAAAAGAUUUCAUCGGUGUUGGUUGUCAGUAUGAAUUAGAUGCAUGUCAAGAAGGUGUAUGUCAAAAUGAUGCUAUUUGUGAAUUACUUGAAGGUGGUAAUUACAGAUGUAUCUGUGAACCAGGAUUUACUGGACAAAAUUGUGAAACAAAUAUUAAUGAUUGUUCACCUUCACCAUGUCCUCUUGCAGCAAUCUGUAUCGAUCAGGUUGAUGGUUUCUUCUGCCAAUGUCCAUUUAAUAUGACUGGUUUAAAUUGUGACAAAGUUAUUGAUGAAGACUAUGAUUUUCAUUUCUAUGAUCCAAUAUUAUCAGCUGCUGCAGCAUUAUCAGUUCCUUUCAAAUUCACAUCAUCCGCUUUUACCAUUUCACUUUGGGUCAAAUUUGACGUACCAUUAACACGUGGAACUGUUUUAACCUUAUACAGUAGCAGAGAAAGCAAUUAUCCAUCAAAAAUAAGCGAAUUAUUACGAAUAUCAGCUGAUAAUAUACAUUUAAAUCUUUUACACGAUGAAACACCAUUAAAUCUUCAUUUUCCUCCAACACAACGAUUAAAUGAUGGAAAUUGGAAUAACUUGGUGAUAACAUGGCAAUCAAUUGGUGGUUCAUAUUCAUUGAUUUGGAAUGCUGUUCGAAUUUAUGCUGAUAUUGGCUAUGGUACUGGCAAAAUUUUAGACAUAAAUGCAUGGAUAUCACUUGGUGAACCAAUAAAUGAAUUUUCAAGUGAGCCAAAAUUUGUUGGUUCUAUAACACGAGUUAAUAUUUGGAAGCGUGCAAUUGAUUUUGAAGCUGAAAUUCCCUCAAUUGUUCAUCAAUGUCAACAGCAACAGGUUAUCUAUGAUGACCUUACUUUGCGUUUUGCUGGUUAUACGCGACUUUCUGGAAAAGUUGAAAAAGUUGUUAGGAGUACCUGUGGACGAGAUUAUACGCAACAACCUGCAAAGAAAAUAGAUAUUUUUGGUUGUCCAUCAGAUAUUUUUGUUGUCUCAUAUCAAAAAGAGGUAAAUAUCACAUGGCAAGAGCCAGUAUUUACAUCAGUGCAUGGUUAUGUUGAAGUUAAAAGAAAUUUGAAACCGGGACAAGUAUUUACAUGGGGUGAAUAUCUUGUCGUUUAUCUUGCUAAAGAUAAUUAUUCCAUAGCUGAAUGCAUCUUUAAGAUCUAUGUAUCGCGUGAAUUUUGCCCUACAUUACAAGAUCCAUUUCAUGGCGUUCAGGCAUGUGAAUCAUGGGGACCACAAUUACGUUAUAAAGCAUGCUCAGUUGAAUGUGAAAAUGGUUAUGAAUUUAGCAUUGAACCACCUGUUUUUUACACCUGUUCUUCAGAUGGUCAAUGGAGACCACGUCCAAUCAAUGCAUAUACAUUUCGUUAUCCCCAAUGUACCAAAGCACAUCAAGCUAUACGUGUUGCUGAAGUAUCCAUUAAUUAUCCUACCGUAUCAAUAUGUAACGCAGCGGGUCGAAAUACAUUAGCUGAAAAACUUUCUCAACGAAUUGAAUUAUUGAAUAGUAAAUGGAACAUUUAUUCAACUAGUAACAUAAGUGAUCAUUCAGUAUUUAAUAUUUCGGUGCAAUGUUUUGCCGGAAAUGAAGAAACUACCGUAACAGCAAUUGAUAUGACUGUAAGAUUACGUCGUGAAGCGCAAAAUUUUUUCAAUGUUAAAAUUUCCAUACCAAUUACAAAUGAUAUUUUGGAGAACAGUAAAACAGGACAACGAGCAAAAGUAUCAGAUGUAUUAGAGAAUGAAAUUUUACUGGAAGAUAUAUUUGGUUUGGAGCAAGUAAUUCCAAAUGGUCGGCCAGAUUUGAAUAGUUUUGAAUUGAAAGAACGACAUUUAUGUGAAAUAGGAACUGUUAGUGUUCGUAAUUUAUGCGUACCUUGUGCACCGGGAUCAUUUUAUGAUUUAACAACACAUACUUGCAAAUUAUGCAUGACCGAUGAAUAUCAACCACGUGCAGCACAAACAUCAUGUUUACCUUGUCCUAGAGGUUAUAUUACAACUGCUCCUGGUUCAGCACUUUUAACAGAUUGUAAAAAUGCAUGCGAUGCUGGUUCAAUGUUCAAUAUUAGCAGUGGUAUCUGUGAGCCAUGUGGAUUUGGCUUUUAUCAACCUGCACCAGGUGCAUUUAGCUGUAUUCCUUGUGGUGUUGGAAAAACAACACUGAAAGAAACAUCAAUAGCUGAAGAUGAAUGUCGUGAUGAGUGUCCUGAUGGUGAACAUUUGACACAAGUUGGUGUCUGUCUACCAUGUCCACAGGGUACCUAUCGUACACGUGGUGUCCAUAAAAGUUGUGUUGAUUGUCCACCAGGUACCACCACCGAAGGAAUUGCAUCUGUCCGUCGUAUGCAAUGCAAUACACCAAAAUGUUCCGCAGGACAAUUUCUUGUUACUACUACCAAACAAUGUCAAUUUUGCCCCCGAGGGACAUUUCAGGACGAAGAAAUUCAAACUGUUUGCAAGCUUUGUCCACCUGAUCAUACAACUGCUUCUCAGGGUGCAACACAAGCAAGUCAAUGCUACUCAACAAAUCAAUGUGCUACUGGUGAGGAUAACUGCUCAUGGCAUGCAGUUUGCAUUGAUUUACCUGAUGAUAAUGAUAUUCCAUCUUAUCAAUGCAAAUGUAAACCUGGUUACAAGGGAAAUGGAACACAUUGUCAAGAUGCUUGCAAUAAUUUUUGCCUUAAUGAUGGUACUUGUAAGAAGAAUCCAAUCGGUUAUGUGGAAUGUAUUUGUAAAGAGAAUUUCUCAGGCGAUCGCUGCGAGGUUCGAUUCCAAGCUCGAACACAGAAAGUUGCUCUUAUCACAGCUGGUAUUGGUGGUGUAGUAACCAUUCUUGUUAUUAUCGUUAUUAUCAUUUGGAUGAUAUCAUAUCGAUUUAAUCGAGUUGAAGAAUCAUCUGAACCGGAAAAAUGUCCAGUUGAAGAGAAUACUCAUACUAAUUUCUUGUAUGGUCGAAUUCCAAGCGAACAGCCAAGGCCAAUAGGUUAUUAUUAUGAAGAUGAUGAUGAGUAUGACAUGAAAACGAUGUUUGUUGGUGAGGAAGAGAAGGAAAUGGCGGAAAGAGUACGACAUGCUCAGGCGCAUAUGUAUACGCCAUCAAAUAAUAGGCUUGAUUAA
This is a messenger RNA of Brugia malayi, 10740 nucleotides long. RefSeq names its product GCC2 and GCC3 family protein (gene Bma-clec-78). The coding region runs from base 1 to 10740 and encodes 3579 amino acids. Gene Ontology annotation, molecular function: protein binding; calcium ion binding. Gene Ontology annotation, biological process: heterophilic cell-cell adhesion; establishment or maintenance of epithelial cell apical/basal polarity. The record is from RefSeq and is a predicted model, not a curated record. The transcript has 64 exons. NCBI's taxonomy places the organism in Eukaryota, Metazoa, Nematoda, Chromadorea, Rhabditida, Onchocercidae. Gene Ontology annotation, cellular component: protein-containing complex; plasma membrane.